Pygoscelis adeliae (Adelie penguin) is the source of this 2764-nucleotide messenger RNA. RefSeq names its product leucine-zipper-like transcription regulator 1 (gene LZTR1). Gene Ontology annotation, cellular component: Golgi apparatus. Gene Ontology annotation, molecular function: protein binding. NCBI's taxonomy places the organism in Eukaryota, Metazoa, Chordata, Aves, Sphenisciformes, Spheniscidae. The record is from RefSeq and is a predicted model, not a curated record. The transcript has 18 exons. The coding region runs from base 71 to 2068 and encodes 665 amino acids.
CAGGGCUUUUACCACGGGGACCCCGCCAGCACCGCGGUAUCACCACUCAGCUGUGGUCUAUGGGAGCAGCAUGUUUGUGUUUGGUGGCUAUACUGGAGACAUUUAUUCCAAUUCCAACCUGAAGAAUAAAAAUGAUCUCUUUGAAUAUAAGUUUGCAACUGGACAGUGGACAGAGUGGAAGACUGAAGGAAGAUUGCCAGUUGCGAGGUCAGCUCAUGGCGCAACAGUGUACAGUGAUAAGCUGUGGAUCUUUGCAGGAUAUGAUGGCAAUGCACGGCUAAAUGAUAUGUGGACAAUUGGCCUGCAGGAUAGAGAGCUAACAUGCUGGGAAGAGAUUGAACAAAGUGGUGAAAUUCCUCCUUCAUGCUGUAAUUUUCCUGUGGCUGUUUGCAAAGACAAGAUGUUUGUUUUCUCUGGCCAGAGUGGAGCAAAGAUUACCAAUAAUCUCUUUCAGUUUGAAUUCAAGGAAAAGAUUUGGACACGAAUUCCUACCGAGCACUUACUUCGAGGCUCCCCUCCUCCUCCACAACGAAGAUAUGGCCACACAAUGGUUGCAUUUGACCGGCAUCUCUACGUGUUUGGUGGUGCUGCGGAUAACACACUGCCCAAUGAGCUCCACUGCUACGACGUGGACUCUCAGACCUGGGAAGUUAUCCAGCCCAGCCCAGACAGUGAGGUACCCAGUGGGAGACUCUUCCAUGCUGCAGCUGUUAUCUCAGAUGCUAUGUACAUCUUUGGUGGCACAGUGGACAAUAACAUUAGAAGUGGAGAAAUGUACAGGUUCCAGUUUUCUUGUUACCCUAAAUGCACUCUACAUGAAGAUUAUGGAAGGCUGUGGGAAAACAGGCAGUUCAGUGACUUGGAGUUUGUUUUGGGAGAGAAGGAAGAACGAGUCCGAGGGCACACCGCAAUUGUUACAGCUCGCUGCAAGUGGCUGAAAAAGAAAAUCAUACAGGCAAGGGAGAGGUUGAAACAGAAAUCAAAGCAAGAUAUUGAAGAUGAGGGACAUGCGACGUGUCAGAAGGAUGGGAUUGGUGGGAAUGUCAAGUUGUGCCGCCUGCAGCCGCUGCUGGAAGUGCCCAUCCGAGAAGCUGAGGCGCAACCCUUCGAGGUGCUCAUGCAGUUUCUGUAUACGGAUAAAAUAAAAUACCCUCGCAAAGGUCAUGUGCAGGAUGUGUUACUUAUUAUGGAUGUAUACAAACUAGCCUUAAACUUCAAGCUCUCUCGACUGGAACAGCUCUGCCUUCAAUAUAUUGAAGCAUCCGUAGAUCUGCAGAAUGUGCUCAUUGUGUGUGAAAACGCUAACAAGCUUCAGCUGGAUCAGCUAAAGGAACAUUGCCUGAACUUUGUGGUGAAGGAAUCACAUUUUAAUCAGGUAAUAAUGAUGAAGGAGUUUGAGCAUCUUUCUUCAUCCCUCAUAGUGGAGAUUGUACGGAGAAAACAGCAACCUCCUGUUCGAACACAUUCUGAUCAGCCGCUUGACAUCGGAACAUCUUUAAUUCAGGACAUGAAGGCUUACCUAGAAGGAGCUGGGACUGAAUUCUGUGAUAUCAUCCUUCUCUUAGAUGGCCACCCACGGCCAGCCCAUAAAGCAAUCCUAGCAGCCCGCUCCAGUUACUUUGAAGCCAUGUUCCGUUCCUUCAUGCCAGAAGAUGGGCAAGUGAAUAUUUCUAUAGGCGAAAUGGUUCCCAGCAAGCAAGCAUUUGAAUCCAUGCUUAGAUACAUUUAUUAUGGAGAAGUAAACAUGCCUCCUGAAGACUCCCUCUACCUCUUCGCUGCACCUUACUAUUACGGCUUCUCCAACAACAGACUGCAAGCCUAUUGUAAGCAGAAUCUAGAAAUGAAUGUCACAGUGGAGAACGUACUCCAGAUUUUAGAGGCAGCUGACAAGACCCAGGCCCUGGACAUGAAGAGGCACUGCCUGCACAUCAUCGUUCACCAGUUCACCAAGGUCUCCAAGUUGCCAAAUCUCCGCUCCCUAAGUCAGCUACUCCUUCUUGACAUCAUAGAGUCGUUAGCUAACCACAUAUCAGACAAGCAGUGCGCAGAGCUGGGCUCAGACAUAUGACAUGCUUUGGUAAUCAAACUUUUCAUUUGUUCCUCAAAAAAACUAGCACUUUACGGCUGACUCUUUUUUUUACCAUUCCAUACUGAGCUGCUCAGAGUGUCUACACAACAUAGCAGGCGGCCCAGAGGAGCAUGGACAGCUGACUUGCUCUCCCGUGGAUUUGCUUGUUUUGUACCUUUGUGGAGAAGGGUUUGGUCUCUGUUAUGCAAAUGUAAAAUUGAAACCAUUUCAGGAAUGAACUUAUUCCACGUGGUUUUGGGAGUAACUAAGUUCAGAAUCAAGCCCAUUAUUACUUUUAUACUGUAAAAUAAAGCAGUCAUGAGUAAAAGAGUCAUUAAUACUUUGAAACACAAUAUAUAAAGAAUACUAUUUAAAGAACUUCAGCUGACACAGCCAGAGGCUGUAAGUGGAAGUCAGAUAUAACAAAACUGGAAACAGAGAGCGUGGUGUUCACAGUGAGGCUGACCAUUGGACCAGAAUGUAGUGACUUUUCAGAGACUCUCCAUGGCGUGGAUUAAAAGAUAAGCCCUUUUGCAGCUGCCUUGAUUGGUGGGCUGCAGGAAGCCCAGACCUGUGCUCUGCAGCAGGUCAGACUAGAAGAUUACAGCGGUCCUUUUUGACCAUCAAAUCCAUUAAUCCUGUCUCGCUAAGCCUUUCUAAAUCGAUUUAUUAAUAAAGAGUUAACAUCUUCUCCUG